CGUCGCGUGAUUCCCGACAGCCCAAAAGCUCUCCUGCACAUCAAUGGUGCGCAAGUGAAGCGAGCAAAGCAUUUUCGGCCGAGGCGAAGGAGCAACUCUCCACUCGGAUGGGCCACGCGAGAAGAAAAAGCAGCAGCAGCAGCAGUGGCGAAGAAGAUGGAGACGCCGAGUGGAAAGCCGCCAUCGAUUCCGUUGCCUCCGCCGACCCUUUCUUGACCAAGAAUUUCGCCGGCGAUACCUCGAAGCCGUCCUCGCGGAGCAAUGGUAAGCUCUCCGGACCGGUUCUUGAAGAAGACCCAGAUUCCAAAUGCAGACCCCAGUUGCCAAAGCACUACCAAAUCAAGGCACAAAAGCUUCUGGAUGACAUCGUAGAGAGAAACUUGGAAGUUGUGAGCAAUCCAGUUAACAUCCAAGAUAGUGACAGGGAAGAUGAUGGAGGUGGGAUUCAACUGUUUAGAACUGCACCCCGUGGUAUCAUGUUUGAUCGAAUUGAUGAACCCCUAGGACCAAAAAAGAAACCGAGAAUUCUACCCGGAGAAGAGAUCAUUGAGAAAUCAAAAAAGUUCAAGAGGCAACUCCAAUCAGUUGUUGUCGAUGGCUUAGAUGUAAUGGGUGCAGCAAAAGCUGCAAGCCAGAAGUCGUUGGCGAGAUUAGAAGCGAGAGACGCGGCGGCAAAAGCAGCUGCGAAAAGGGAGGAAGAAAGGGUUGCGGAACUGAAGAGGAUCAGAGGGGAGAGGUGGCUACGUUCUAUCGCUAAAGAAAUGCAACUUGAGCGUCAAGGGCAAAUUAAUAAAGUAUGACGCUUCCACAGUUGCAUGACUCUUUGAUCCACUCACAAAUGCUUGUAUCAUCAUUUUGCACAUUCCAGUUUAUUUUUCCUUUCCCUUCAUGUUUGGUUCUGGUGAUUAUCGGCGCCAUCUGCUGUCUGAACAUUUGCUUGUCUUGAAGCUCACAUUUCCAUUUAUGUUUCAAAUAAAUGUCAUCUUUCGAA
Molecule: messenger RNA, 991 nt
Organism: Syzygium oleosum
Lineage: Eukaryota; Viridiplantae; Streptophyta; Magnoliopsida; Myrtales; Myrtaceae
Exons: 4
Coding region: 108-800 (230 amino acids)
Source: RefSeq, a predicted model, not a curated record